Messenger RNA from Meira miltonrushii, 1569 nucleotides. RefSeq lists its product as uncharacterized. The transcript has a single exon. Lineage: Eukaryota; Fungi; Basidiomycota; Exobasidiomycetes; Exobasidiales; Brachybasidiaceae. Bases 244 to 1494 code for a protein of 416 amino acids. Gene Ontology annotation, biological process: carbohydrate metabolic process. The record is from RefSeq and is a predicted model, not a curated record.
CAAUCAUACCUUGCCCAGACAAUGUCAAAAAGCCAAGAGGUGUGACAUGCGUACAUCCACUCAGAAACAAUCGGGACCACGGGAGUAGGUAAUGAGUGAGAUUUGCAGAGGUCUAGAAUCAUGACAAUAAGUAUCGCUCCCAUUGUUUUGGAGGAAGUUUUUGUCUACCACCUUAUAAGCAUCAUUUGUUUCAUCAAAAAUAAUGAUCUCAAUCCCUUCAAAGGUCCAUAGAGAAUAUCUGCUAUGAGGAUAGGAUUGAUCGUUAUCGCCCUUUCGAUUUGUCUGCUGGUCAGAGAAUCGUUUGAAGCACCAGCGAAAUCACCACUUAAAAUUUCUAUUUCUGUGUCAUCAUCUUCUGUUCCUACAAUCGAUACCGCCAAAACAUUAUCACUUGCUAAAUCACUUUCAAGUCAUAGUUGGGAAUGGGGAACGACAAUUCAAGCUUCAUUAGAAGUGAACAAUCCCGAAUUAAGCGUUUUUAGCACAAACGCUUUCCCAAACGGUAAAGUUCCUAUUGUCUCGGGAACAGGACAAAAGAUUGACGCAUUAGCAUAUGCAAAGCAAAAGAUUCAAACAAACGGUCCUGCUUUGGCAGAUGGUGCUGGCGCCAUUGGAGAUCCAGCUUCGUUGGGAGUAGGUGCAAUCUUGUUAGGUUCUGCAACUUCAACAAAAAAUACUAUAUAUAAAUCGGCAGCUCAACGUCAAUUAAAUACCGUUUUAGCUGCUCCUAAAUUUUACAAUGGUGCACUUUCUCAACGUGCUAAUGUGGCUGAACUAUGGGCGGAUAAUAUGUUCAUGACUCCACCCUUUCUUGCUUACUCUGCCGUUGCUGGUAAUAAUGUCACUCUUUUACGUCAGGCUAUAAGUCAAUGUGCUCUUUACAGACAAGUACUACAAGCAAAUACUACUUCAACUUGGAAAGGACUAUGGACACAUAUCGUCGGUCAAGAAUCUCAAACGCUGGGUAUUUGGGCAACCGGUAACGGAUGGGCAGCAUUGGGCAUGGUACGUGUUUUAGCAACGGUAAAAAAUUGGCAAACCAGUUCUUCAUGGUCAAGCGAACAAGGACAGCUUAUUCAAUACAUUUUAGAGAUCAUAAACGGAGCAAAAGCCGUACCUGUUGAUCCACAAACAGGCUUUUAUCGAAAUUAUAUUGUUGGAGGAUCAAAUUCACAAAAUAACAAUACAGUUACUUGGUUUGGUGAUGGUGCAGGAACGGCUGCUUUAACGGCUGCUGCUUUACGCUUAGCAGUGAUUCGACCGUCUUUAGCACCGCAAAUGAUCUCUUUUGCCAAGCCUUUGCUGACAUCAUUGGCAAAGAAUACGAACAACGAUGGAUUGUUGUCCCCAACAGUCAAUCCUCUAGACUGGUACACCACAACACCCUUUACUUCAGGCAGUCCAGAGGGUCAAGCUUUUAUCAGCAUGGCAGGUGCAGCAUGGCGUGAUUGCGUCAAUGCUGGUGUUUGCUCUUCUACCUCUAGGAAAAGCUAACCGUUGACAUGAGUCAUUCGAUGUGCUUGUAUUUGCUAAUGUAUCUUUUACACAGACAGAUCGCGAGAGACCUUC